Messenger RNA from Asparagus officinalis (garden asparagus), 1610 nucleotides. RefSeq names its product lon protease 2-like. Bases 162 to 1040 code for a protein of 292 amino acids. The record is from RefSeq and is a predicted model, not a curated record. NCBI's taxonomy places the organism in Eukaryota, Viridiplantae, Streptophyta, Magnoliopsida, Asparagales, Asparagaceae. The transcript has a single exon.
UUCGGUCUAUAUCAUUUCCAUCACUGCCCGUAUCUUAUCGUAUUUAUACCUCAUAAUGUUCUCUUUCAAUUACUUCAAAGCACAUGCAACCUCAUUAUCUUUCCAUCCUCCCAAUCCCUGUUUCUGGAAGUGAAUCGUACUCCCACGUUUGAGAACCAUAUAUGGCAUUUCAUGUUUGCCACAUUUCCUGCUUAAGAGCGAAACCGAUCGAUAAGUGUCGCAACCACCCGGCUUCACUCCGCGCAGCUUCCUCGACCAUCAACGCCGACUUCAAAUCUCGCAAACCUGGUUUCAGUAUAUCUAGUUAUUCCCAGAGGAAGGCGAGUAGCCCCUCUCCCUUAAAAUGCUCGUCUUCAGACCGGAGCCGAAUUGACUUGCCAGGUUCGGACAGCCUAGUAGAACUCCCCCUCCUCCCACAUCCUUUAGUCCUAUUCCCCGGUGUAACUCUUCCCUUGCAAGUAUUCGAGUUUAGGUACCGAAUAAUGAUGCAUACGAUCCUCCAAAGUGACCUAAGAUUCGGAGUCAUAUAUUCGGACAAACUCAACGGGGCAGCUGGUGUUGGAUGUGCAGCAGAGAUAGUAAAGCACGAAAGGCUUGUGGACGAUCGGUUCUUCAUCUUCUGCAAAGGGCAAGAGAGGUUUCGAGUUAUCAGUCUCGUUCAGACGAAACCUUAUACUGUAGCAAAGGUUCGGUUUCUCGAAGAUAGGCCUUCUUCGAGUGAGCAGCAAGAUCUUGAGUCGAUCGCUCUUGAAGUUGAGAUUUGCAUGAAGGAUGUGAUCAGGUUGUCCAAUAAGCUCAAUGGCACAUUUGAGGAAAAAUAUGAGGAUAUUCGAAGGAAUCUAUUUCCGACGCCAUUUUCGUUUUUUGUUGGGAGUACUUUUGAGGGUGCCCCUAGAGAGCAGCAGGCCUUGCUGGAAUUGGAGGAUACAGGUCUGAGGCUGAAGAGGGAGAGAGAAACUUUGAGGAACACACUCAAUUAUUUGGUUGCUGCGUCUGCAGUUAGAGAUGCCUUUCAGUAUUCUUCAUCCAAUGAAAACUAGCAGUCGGUUAUUCUUGUAAAUAAGCAAAUAAUAUAGCAGCAGCCUCUGCCUAUAUAUUGAGCCUUUGGUUUUGCAAAGUUUUUUGAAAUCUGUACAGGUUAAUAUUUCAGGAAGAGCUUUGCUACGGGAAUGAUGGCUAACUCAUUAUCCAAUAGGAGGUGGACAUCUCACUUGUCCCCCCUAUUGGUCACAUAUUCUGGGUCCUUAAGGAAUUUUUCUUUCAUGAAAGCAGUGUGCCAAAAUUUGACCUCUACCGCUCACACAUUGUUUCCAUUUAUAUCCUUGCUUAUCCUUUGUUAUUCCAAUUUUACGCGCUACUAUUAAUUGGGGUUCGAGGGGUAUAUUUGGGAUAUGGGCGCUGAAAUUUCGUUACUUCUUGUUUUUUUUCCCCUGCUUAACGCUCUUCUGAGAAUUGGUCCAGAGAUCAGAGAGGAGAAGCAGCAAUGUAUUUUUGAGUUUUGUUGCCACCGUCAGAGACCAACUUCCUUCAAAAUUUUAUAUUUUCCGUCUUCAGUUAAUGUGAUUUUACAGUUAAUUCUCUCUUCUUUUGAUGAUGAAAGUAAAUUCUCC